Messenger RNA from Aspergillus eucalypticola CBS 122712, 411 nucleotides. Its product is annotated as 60S ribosomal protein eL43. The record is from RefSeq and is a predicted model, not a curated record. Gene Ontology annotation, molecular function: structural constituent of ribosome. The transcript is spliced from 3 exons. The coding region runs from base 5 to 223 and encodes 72 amino acids. Gene Ontology annotation, cellular component: ribosome. Gene Ontology annotation, biological process: translation. Lineage: Eukaryota; Fungi; Ascomycota; Eurotiomycetes; Eurotiales; Aspergillaceae.
CAAGAUGACGAAGCGCACCAAGAAGGUCGGUAUCACGGGUAAAUAUGGUACCAGAUACGGUGCCUCCCUGCGUAAGCAGGUGAAGAAGAUGGAAGUGUCCCAGCACGCCCGUUACAUCUGCACCUUCUGCGGAAAGAACACCGUCAAGCGCAAGGCUGUUGGUAUCUGGGAGUGCAAGGGUUGCAACAAGACCGUCGCCGGUGGUGCCUACACUGUCUCGUAAGUACCAACUCUGCUGUUGCCGCUGCUACUUUGGAUAAGCUGCGUCUUGGGUCCAGUGCAAUCUCCAUCUACUUGGACUGGGCCCUUGAGAAGCGGGCAUGACAUGGAUGCUAAUCGCUCGGAUUGUGUUACAGUACCCCCGCCGCCGCUGCUACCCGCUCCACUAUCCGUCGUCUCAGAGAAAUCGCG